AGUCGAAGCAAAAGCCCUUGCGAUCAAACGAAAAUUACAGAAGAUUAAUCAGUCAACCCCGCAGAGAUGUCGAACUUCUUCUCCAAGGCGGAGGUGACGAGCAGUGUCCGCCCUGUCUUCCUCCGGAACGAAGUUGAAUGCCACCUUCUUUCCGGUGUCGACGUCGAACCUGAAGAUUACCAAUUCUCCCCUUUAAAAUCGGGUAUCCUCAUCCUCACCACCCACCGCCUCCUUUGGCUCUCUUCUUCUUCCGCCACCACCCCUACUUCCGCCUCAUCCAUCCCUCUCGCCGCCAUUUCACAUAUCUUCUCCUCCAAAAAAUCUCUCAAGUCUGUGUUCCACUCCCCCAGGAUCCGCUUCCAAGUCCUCGUCUCAUCCGAUGGUCGGGUUUUCGAUCCGGGUUCUGGGUCUGGUUCCAGUAUAGGUUCGGGAUCGAGAUCGGUUGUUGUGACGGCAGUGGUUAGAGGGAAGGGAGACUGUGAUGGGUUUUUGGUGAAGUUUUGGGACAGUUGGCGGGCGAGAGCUUGGGAGAGUAAUGAGACUUCAGGUUCAGGAUCUGGUACCGGCUCGGGCUUAGCUUCUGGUUCAGGGGCAGGCACAGGAACCGGUGGGGGGUUGUACUCGACUGACGGGUCCGUGAGAAUGGUUGGCGUGGCGGGGAUUUUAAGGAAGGAGCAAGAAAUGUGGGAGAGCACUGAUAAGAGUUUGCAGGAUGCUUUUCAGGACUUAAAUGCUCUCAUGAGUAAAGCUAAAGAGAUGGUGAUGCUAGCAGAAAAAAUGAGGCAAAAGCUUUUGUCUGGAACCAGUUCUCAAACAAGUGGAACUAAUGACGAGGAGAUGGGUUCAAAAGAGGAGAUGCAAGAUUGGCUGUUGAGUGUUGGUAUAAUAUCCCCAGUUACUAAGGAGUCUGCAGGUGCCCUGUACCAUCAACAACUGUCCCGUCAGCUGGCAGAUUUUGUGAAAACGCCACUGGAGAGAGCAGGUGGAAUGAUCAACCUCAUAGAUGCCUAUUGUCUCUUCAAUCGUGCUCGAGGCACAGAAUUGAUCUCUCCAGAUGAUAUGUUGCAAGCAUGUUCUUUGUGGGAGAAGUUUGAUGUUCCAGUGAUGCUUAGGAAGUUUGAUAGUGGAGUCAUGGUCAUCCAAAACAAGUCCCAUAGUGAUGAAGAGGUUUUUGCUAGAAUCAAAAGCCUUGCGACUAAGCCCGAAGCACUUCGAAAUGGCAUAAGUCCAACUGAUGCUGCGAUGACAUUAGGUAUUGCUCCAGCCAUGGCAAAGGAGCAUCUGCUAACUGCAGAGAGCAAAGGUUUUCUAUGCAGAGAUAUAAGCCCCGAUGGCUUUCGGUUUUAUAUUAACCUGUUUCCUGAAAUCGACCCAAGUAAUAUCUACUUUGUGAAGGAUUAUGGGAUCUGCAGCACAUGGAUCAAAGCAGUUUCUACUUCUGGUUGAGACAAAAGCAUUUGUCUUUAGAUUUCCAGAACUGUUCUGUCAUACUGCUCCCGUGUGCUCGAUUAUGGUAAUGACAUGCCGAUAACUUAUGAUCCAGUUUAGUUUUGGUCGUGAAUGCGAAUAACAUACAAACCAACGGCAAGAUGAAGGAAAACUGGUAAGAAACUCAUAAAUCCGAACCUUUUUAUUGUUUAUCUGUUCAAUUGUAACAAAGGGUAAGCAACACUAUAUAUAUAUAUAUAUAUAACAAAUCCAUGAUUUGAGUGUCUAUUUAUAUAAAUGAAUUUACAUAUCAAAAUUGGUAGAUUUGAUGCACCAGAAGUAAAACAAUUGACUGUCAAAUUCUGCCAGGAUUGUUGUUUAUGUAGCCAUUUGGUAACCGCGUUUCAAAGUUGAAGUUCCAUAGAUAUUUAAUAUGAAUCUUAUAUCCAAUUAUAUUUGA
Hibiscus syriacus is the source of this 1888-nucleotide messenger RNA. RefSeq names its product vacuolar protein sorting-associated protein 36-like. Gene Ontology annotation, cellular component: ESCRT II complex; late endosome membrane. The record is from RefSeq and is a predicted model, not a curated record. NCBI's taxonomy places the organism in Eukaryota, Viridiplantae, Streptophyta, Magnoliopsida, Malvales, Malvaceae. Gene Ontology annotation, biological process: protein transport to vacuole involved in ubiquitin-dependent protein catabolic process via the multivesicular body sorting pathway. Bases 67 to 1446 code for a protein of 459 amino acids. Gene Ontology annotation, molecular function: ubiquitin binding; phosphatidylinositol-3-phosphate binding. The transcript is spliced from 9 exons.